AUGGCUGUCGAAACGGAGAAGGGCGGCGGUCUUCCAGCUCAGGAUGCUCUGCCGCAGUCAGAGUCGACUGUCGAGACAAGCAUUGCUAGCGAGGGACAAGAAGAUGCUGAGCCCGUCGUGACGCUUAAGACGUGGAUCGUUUCUUGUAUUCUCUCCUGCGGAUAUGGUCUGUCGUUCUGGCCGGUCCCGGUGAUGUCGGCGAUUGGAACGUCGGUUUCUGCUGAUCUUGGAGACCCUUCGGGGUACAUGUGGUACAUUCCUCUAACCUCUCGCAGUGGCUCCAACUCUGACUUGCUUGGCCGACGAUGGUUCCUUGUCGGAGGAAACUUGGUUUGCACUGUCGGUCAUAUCAUUGUCGCGUCCGCGAAGAACUCCAACCAGGUCAUCGCCGGGUUUGCCGUCUCAGGAUUCGGCGCAGCUAAUUGCCAGAUGGCCGCAUUCGCCUUGCCCGAGCUUCUUCCGAACAAAUGGCGGCAUAUCGGAGUCGUUAUCGCCGAUUUCACCGUGUACAUCGCGGUGAUUUUGGCGCCUGUGACGGCGCGAUUUGGGUACGAGUUCGGCACAUGGGUCUGGAAUUUCUGGGCUGUUGCCAUCUUCCAAGGGCUUUCCUUCGUGGGAUUGCUGUUGUUGUACUUCCCGCCGGCACAUCCCAUCGGGGUCUCGUACAGCGAAGCGUUCAAGUCGCUUGAUUAUAUCGGUGGUGUGCUGUUCAUCGGCGGAAUUGUCCCUCUGCUGCUUGGAAUCGUUUGGGCUGGUGUCUAUGACUCCAACAACGCACAUGUCGUUGCUUGCCUGGUCGUUGGCUUUGUGGUCUUGAUUGCCUUCGCACUUUGGGAGACCUUCGCCAACCUCAAAUUCCCCUUGACGCCGACGUACGUCUUCACCAGCUCCUUCGGUCGAGACUUCACGGCCCCUGCCGUGGCCCUGGGCGUGGUCAACAUGUUCUACUACUCGUCGAGCAUUCUCUGGCCGCAGAUGACGACGGUGCUAUACACCAACGGGGGCCUGGACUGGCGGUACGCGAUUGUGUUGACUCUGCCCCAAGGAUUGGCGAUUGCUUUUGGUGCUUUCCUUCUCUCCGUCCUGGGUAGGAAGCUUCGCAACUGGCAGUGGCAGCUGACCGGAUCUGUCUUCAUCAUGGUCCUGUUUGGCUCCCUCUUGGGAAUGGCAACCCCCGAUAACAAGGGAACUAUGAUCGCGUUCAUGUUCCUGUCUCAGGCUGGAUUCGGUUGGGGGCUGUAUCUGAGUAUUGCGAUCACCCAGAUGGGUGUAGAGCAGAAGAACCUGGGCGUCAGCGGCGGUAUCUCAGGUGCUAUUCGCUUUGCUGCUGGAGCAGUGGCCACCACAGUCUACAACACCGUCUACACUAACAGCCUGUCCAAGUGGACGCAGAAGCUGGUGCCGGCCGCCGUCACUGCUGCAGGCCUGGACGAGUCGAAGGUCCCCGACUUGCUGACGGCCAUGUCGUCCGCACCGACUACAUUGGCCGAAUCCUUCGGUGCGACGGUGGCAGCGGCCGCUGUCGACGCCAACAAGCAUGCCACCUGCAAGGCAGUUUUCGUUGUGGCAAUGGUCUCCAUGGCAUUUGGUAUUGUUGGCCUCAUCGCCUGUCUUUGCUGCAAGGAUGUUGAACACAAGAUGACCAACACGAUCGAGGUGUACCUCAACAACACGGCGCAGGGAAAGCGAAACAAGCACAAAUAA
Aspergillus steynii IBT 23096 is the source of this 1704-nucleotide messenger RNA. RefSeq names its product MFS general substrate transporter. NCBI's taxonomy places the organism in Eukaryota, Fungi, Ascomycota, Eurotiomycetes, Eurotiales, Aspergillaceae. The record is from RefSeq and is a predicted model, not a curated record. Gene Ontology annotation, biological process: transmembrane transport. The coding region runs from base 1 to 1704 and encodes 567 amino acids. The transcript is spliced from 10 exons. Gene Ontology annotation, molecular function: transmembrane transporter activity.